Molecule: messenger RNA, 1689 nt
Organism: Haemonchus placei
Lineage: Eukaryota; Metazoa; Nematoda; Chromadorea; Rhabditida; Trichostrongylidae
Source: the annotation of a GenBank genome assembly
AUGAUGGUCUCCAAUAUCAUGGUAAUCAAUGAUUUGACUGCUUCACGGAUCGAUGGGGCACGAUGUUCGGCCAAGGUUCUCGAUGGUAUGUGCUCAAAAAUGGCCUCUUCAAGUACGUCUUGUACCUCCGCUCCAUUAGAGACGGCGGCCAGCUCGGAGGAUUCUGGAGACAGUUGUCCCGCCACUCCGCAUUUCAAGUGUGCCCCUCAUCCGUUUGCUACAGUAUUCGGGCAGUUCUACGCUGCUGAUGAUUUUGAUGUCCUAGAAAUGUUGGGCGAAGGUUUCUUCAGCAAAGUUUCGAAGGUUCGCCUGCGAUCAACCGGUGAAGAAAUGGUAUUGAAGAAAGCAAAAAGUAAUGGAACCGCAGAACAUAGACGUGCUGUUCAUGCUGAUGCCGCUCGUGAAGCAGCUAUGUUACAUCGCCUUUCCCAUGAGAACAUACUCGCGUUGCGGGGCGUUUGUAUACAAGUUGCUGAAGAUGGUUGCUGGGAUAUGCAUUUAUUAGUAGACUACUGUGAAGGUGGAAGUCUAUCACGGUUGAUUCUUGACCACUCGACUCCGUUCCCGUGGUGUCAAAGAGUUCGCUACGCAUUAGACAUUGCCUUAGCGAUGCAAUACAUACAUGCUCAUAAAAUAAUUCAUCGUGACCUUACGAGUAUGAACGUUCUUUUGCAAACAUCUCACGAAAGUUCGGUCUGGGGUCGAGCAGUUGUUGCCGAUUUUGGAUUGUCAUGUCGAUUUCCAAGACGUGGAGAGAAGCUACCUCAAGUUGGAACUACUUACUUCAUGAGCCCCGAGUGUCUCAAAGAGGAAUACUAUGAUGGAAAGUCGGAUGUGUUCUCAUUUGGUGUGAUUAUGUGCCAAUUGAUAGCGAGAAUAGAUGCCGAUCCUGAUAGUGGUCUUCACCGAACGAGUAAUUUUGGAUUGGAUUACGUACGCUUUACGCCCUGCUGUCCUCUAGACACUCCAAUUUCAUUUCUCAAGCUGGCUUUUCAUUCCUGUGUUAUGGAUCCAUUGGAAAGGCCGUCCUUCGAAAUGAUUGUUAUAUUGUUACAAAAUGUUAUGAACGUAGUGCCAUCUUCUCCAAGUCAAUUAGAAGGCGAGUCGACGGAAUUGGAAAAUUCCUUUCUCGCGAUGGAAAGGCUUGCGCGCGACGUGGCGCGAGAUGAACCAACCUUAGAUCACACCAAUCCAUUCCUGGAUCACGAACGAUUUCGUAAAGAAAGAAAAAUUCUUCCAAGAAAAGGAAGCCGGCGACGAAGUGAAACGAAGCCGGAACGUGGUCUCUCUGAUGGCAAUUGUCUGGGUGUAGACCAUGUCCGCUUCUCUCCUCAUAGCUCACAUUUUGGUGUUUUCCGUCGGAGGUGCUCGUCACUUCCACCAGAUGUUGAUUCUCCAUUCAUAUCGAGAGAUCUGGUUGACGAAAAAUCUGAGUUCUGUCCUGGAGGAGUACCACUUGUUUAUCGUGAUUUCGACAUGAAGUUUCUGAAACAGAUGAAGCGCUUUCCAUCUCGCCGGCACACGCUGAUACCUGAAUGUGGUACAGUCCGAUCUACCCUCGACUUACAGUCGCUACGGUCAAAUCCUACCUCUUCUAGCUUCCUCCACUCCACUACCGCAACGUUAUCGUCAACAUCUGACGUCAACGGCCCUAGUGUGCGGAUCGAGGAAACUCCAGAUGUACUGUAG